AUGAUGUGUACUCAUCGUUUGCCACAGACAUUCUGGCCUUUUGCCACUGAGGCAGCCAUGUUCAUGAAGAACUUAAUGCCAAAUGUGAACAACCAAAUCCUGUACCAUGUUUUCUAUGGCAGAGACCCACAAAAGCCCUUUGCACUACUCUGGACCUUUGGGUGCCUAACCUGGGUCAAUAUACCAAAAACAAAAUGCAAGAAACUGGAUGAACCAGCCAUCCCUGCCAUCUUCAUCAGAUACAACAAAGAACACAAAGGUUGGAAGUUCCUUGCCCCUGGACACAACCCACCGAUUUUUUGGUCCAAUUCAGCACAUUUCCUACAAGACAAAUUAUGGUGUGAUUGCAAGGAUACAGCCCAAAUUCAAGAUACCAAUGCAUUGCAUUAUAAGGACAUGACCAACAUUGAGGACAUAGGCUAUGAUGACAUUGAUGAGCAUGAUGAGGAGCUCCAGCAGCCUCUCGAUGACAUAUACUGGCCCCUUCCAGUAUCCGACACGACGUUUGAGGGGGGUGUCGUAGCCCCAGGAUCUGCAGACCCAGUUGUCAAAUACUCUGCUGAUGUUAACAACACCCUUGAGCCAAACUUGCCACCAGCAUCAUCCACACAAGCUUCUGAUGGCUCUACACCCAAUGGAAGCCAACCCACCACACCACCAGGUUUGCCACUUCAACUGAAGGACCUCAACAAGAACAUCCGAGACCACACCUUCUCAGAGUAUCUCUUGAUACAGAAGGCUCAAUACUAUCACAACAAGUUUGCAGCAACAUGCGAGAUGUAUCCAUGGCUACAUCCUACAACCAUCACUGAGUUACUCCAAAUCUAUCUGAGAAUGUUCCCACCUGCAGCAGAGAUCCAUCAUUUCCAGGAAAAACUCCAUUGCAAUGGCAGGUUGGUGGACAUAGGACCCCUCCUGACUUAUGAUGCUGAGGCAUAUAUAAUGAUUGCCACAAAUCUCAAACCAUCAGUCAAAGAAGCACUGACAGGACCCAACCAAAUCCACUGGUGGGAGGCGAUCAAGGCUGAAAUGGAUGGCUUAGAGAGCAUGCAAGUCUGGGAAACUGUGGACAGGCUGGAAGGAACAACUCUUGUAGAUUCAAAGCUAGUAUUACAGGUAAAAACAGAUGCUGAUAAUGUUCCAUACAAGUUCAAGGCCAGGUUCUGUGCACAUGGUUUCUCCCAAAAGGCAGGGAUUGACUAUGAUGAGAUUUUCACCCCAGUCAUCCCAAAGGAUGCAAUUCGAACAUUGCUCACUAUUGCUGCCUGA
Ustilago hordei is the source of this 1269-nucleotide messenger RNA. RefSeq lists its product as uncharacterized. The record is from RefSeq and is a predicted model, not a curated record. The transcript has a single exon. NCBI's taxonomy places the organism in Eukaryota, Fungi, Basidiomycota, Ustilaginomycetes, Ustilaginales, Ustilaginaceae. The coding region runs from base 1 to 1269 and encodes 422 amino acids.